This is a messenger RNA of Motacilla alba alba, 1421 nucleotides long. Its product is annotated as taste receptor type 2 member 7-like. Lineage: Eukaryota; Metazoa; Chordata; Aves; Passeriformes; Motacillidae. Gene Ontology annotation, cellular component: membrane. Gene Ontology annotation, biological process: G protein-coupled receptor signaling pathway; detection of chemical stimulus involved in sensory perception of bitter taste; sensory perception of taste. The record is from RefSeq and is a predicted model, not a curated record. Gene Ontology annotation, molecular function: G protein-coupled receptor activity; bitter taste receptor activity.
UCCUGAAGCCUGACACUGAUCAAACAGGGAUCAGGCUCAAAAUCACAACACUCUCCACCACAGAAAAACAUCUCCGCUCUUUGUGACACCCAGCACAGCCCCCCUGAACCAACAUUCAAAUAGGCAAGAGUGACACCGGCCCCGGGUAAGGGGAUACCCAGCACAUUUACAUCCCUGCACCUGCCCUGCUGCCCAGAGCAGCGACACCAAAUCCCCCCCAGCAGCAGCAGCAGCAACAGCAGCAGCAGCAGCUCUAUAAAGCUCCUCUUGCCAUCCCUGACACUCCACCAAGAGCAGCCACUGACCUGCCUCAGGCUCUGCUGCCACAGCCCCCUUGGCCAGCACAGCUCUGCUCCCCAGCUCGCACCAUGGAAGCUUCUCCCUCUCCACAGCAAUCCAAUGUCACUUCAUAUGGGGCUAUAACUGUGGCCAUCAUCACCCUGGUUGAGUUUCCUGGCAUGUGGAUCAAUGCUUUCAUCGUUGGUGUGCUUUGCAUUGGCUGGGUCAAAAAGAAAACCCUGAACUCUAAUGAGAAGAUCUUGCUGCUGCUGGGAUGCUCCAGGAUUUCCUUUUUAUGCUUCACAUGGGUAUCCCACUUCCUUUCAAUAAUUUAUCCCAACUACUUUUAUGGUUACCCGACACUUCAACUCCUUACAACUUUUCAAACCUUUUUUAAUUAUUCCACCAUGUCAGUUUCAGCCUGUCUUUGUGGUUUCUACUGCAUAAAAAUUGCCAAUUUCAGGAACAAGUUCUUCAUCUACCUGAAAGUAAAAAUCGACAGGAUGGUGCCCUGGCUCUUGUUGGGGUCAGAGAUUUUAUCCUUGGCUAUCAGCAUCAUUACCUAUGAUGUCAUGGAAACUCUGCAGAGGAACAACGUCACAUUCACAUACGAAGAAAAUUUUUGGGAAGCAAGAAUUACAAUGGAUAAACAUAUUUUCUCAUCAUUUUUUCUCGCAGGCUUUGGAUAUGCUGUCUCAUUCACAGCAGCCAUAUUUUCUGCUCUUCUCCUUCUCUUUUCUCUCUGGAGGCACAAGCGCAGGAUGCAAACAAACUCCAUGAAGGAUCUCAGCAUGGAAGCACACAUCAGAGCCAUGAAAUCGGUCCUCUCCUUCUUAGUGAUGUACAGCAUCAACUUUUUAUGUUUGAUCCUGAUAAUAAUUUAUACCACAAAGAAAGAAAAUAUCAAGACCCUCCUUAUAUCCCUAUAUCUGUAUGCUUUUCCAGGUAUUCAUUCCCUUAUUCUGAUUUUCAGCAAUCCCAAGCUGGAAAAGGCACUGCUCAAGAUGCUCUCCUCUGUGAAGUGCAAGUUUUCCAUGAGCAGGAAAUGUGAUAAAAGCUGGAGCCCAUGCAAAAUGUUGAUCUUUUACUGUAGAAAACAAGUAAUUUCAUUGCUGAUGCAGCUCUCCAGGCAGUGUAGAUGA